UUCAUUUUUCACUACUUGCACCCUCAAAUUAAUUUGCUUACUACAGUCCUAUAUUUAAUAUCGUGAAUAAACCUAACCUUCAUAUGAAAUUUGAUUGACGUUUGUUUAUUGUUAUUUUCUGCUUACAUAUGUUAAUCAUAUAACUUAUAAUAAAAUAGUCUUGUUAAGUUUUAAAAAUGGCUAAUUGUGAAUUAAAUCAAAUAUUUCUUGGAGAAAUUGCAUCUGUACAAAAUUAUGGUGCUUUUAUCAGAAUCCCAGGUUGUUCUGUGCAAGGAUUAAUACAUAGAUCACAAAUUAGUUGUGUUCAUGUUGAUAAUGUUACAGAAGUUUUGCAAAAAGGAGAACGUGUUUGGUGUAAAAUUAUUUCUAUUGGAGAUGAUGGAAAAAUAGGAUUAUCUAUGAAAUAUGUAAAUCAAGGAAAUGGUACAGAUUUAGAUCCAAAUGGAGUACAAUUACAAAGAGAUAUACAAAAGAAAAAGAUUAUUGAAAAGCACGAACGCAAAACUAUACAUUUAGAAGCAGUUCUUAAUACUACAUGUAAAAAGUGUGGAACUGCUGGUCAUUUAUCUAAUGAUUGUUUUAUGAGUCCUGAUGGAAAAAAAUAUGAACUAAUUCCAGAAAUGGAAGAACAGAAAGAAGAAGAACAAAAAGAUGUUCAAACAGAAACUAAUAUAAGUAAGAAAGAAAAAAAACAUAAACAAAAGAAAUUAAAAAAGAAAAAAAAAUCUAAAAGAAUCAAACAAGAUAUUCUUGAUAGUGAUUCUGAUGAAAGUGUAAUUAAAAAGAAAAAGAAGAAAUAUUCUAAAGAUCAAAAGAAAAAAAAGAAAAAAUAUGAUAGUUCUUCUAGUGAUGAAAGUUCUAGUGAUAGUGUUUCUAGUCAUGAUAUGAAAGCUCAUAAACGAAAGCAUUCAGAAAAUUUAGAAAAACGUACUAAGAAAUGUAAACAUUCAAAAACUAAAUAUGCUGAUAAGUGAAAAUAUAAAAUAUAAAAGCUUUAAAAUUCAAAAUUA
Messenger RNA from Apis mellifera (honey bee), 1010 nucleotides. RefSeq names its product nucleolar protein of 40 kDa. Gene Ontology annotation, biological process: RNA stabilization. The transcript is spliced from 2 exons. Bases 177 to 974 code for a protein of 265 amino acids. NCBI's taxonomy places the organism in Eukaryota, Metazoa, Arthropoda, Insecta, Hymenoptera, Apidae. Gene Ontology annotation, molecular function: RNA binding; zinc ion binding. The record is from RefSeq and is a predicted model, not a curated record.